Messenger RNA from Penicillium maclennaniae, 519 nucleotides. RefSeq names its product AAA-ATPase Vps4-associated 1 family protein. Gene Ontology annotation, cellular component: endosome. The record is from RefSeq and is a predicted model, not a curated record. The transcript is spliced from 3 exons. Bases 1 to 519 code for a protein of 172 amino acids. Gene Ontology annotation, biological process: vacuolar transport. NCBI's taxonomy places the organism in Eukaryota, Fungi, Ascomycota, Eurotiomycetes, Eurotiales, Aspergillaceae.
AUGUCGCUGCUGACGAAUGUCUACCAUCUGCGCCGGGUCGCAGACACCUCUUCAAAAGCAUGUUUGAUAUGCUACAAGCCGUCAACCAGCGUGUUGAUCACACCAGAUAACAAGGACUUUUUCUACGUGUGCCCAGCACACUUACAAGACCGGCAUUUCUGCUCGCCUAUUAUUAACGCAGAAGCAGAAGCAGCGCGUCGCAAGGAAGAAGAGAUGACUAAAGAGAUCGAAAAGGUCAAAAAGGAAUAUGAGGAAAAGCAAAAACGCAAGAAGGAGCGAGCUGCUAAGGAUAGUAAGGAGAAGAAAGAUGAUAAAGAGAAAGACAAGUCAGAGGAAAAAGAGAAAGAUGGUAACUCCGAAGAGGAUGAAAAAGAUAGAGAUGAAAAGGUAGUCACUGGACAUAGAAGUGAGAACUUCUAUCAGAUGCGCAUUGAUCGAUUGCGAAAUAUUGAAUUGGCCAAAAGGAACCAGGAAAGAAUGAAGAACCCUGCUUUAUUCCCCCUCGGUCCCGAAACGUGA